Trichoderma asperellum CBS 433.97 is the source of this 1540-nucleotide messenger RNA. RefSeq lists its product as uncharacterized. Lineage: Eukaryota; Fungi; Ascomycota; Sordariomycetes; Hypocreales; Hypocreaceae. Gene Ontology annotation, molecular function: FAD binding. The record is from RefSeq and is a predicted model, not a curated record.
AUGGCAGAGUCUCUUCGUCUUCAAACGUUGCUCUCGACGUUGCUUUCAACGCUCGGACCUGAAAAGGUCUUCUUUCCAGGGUCCGACGGCUAUACCUCUUCCAAUGCUUCAUACUAUGCGCAGCAAGAGGCCCAGCUCCGACCCGAAGCCGUCAUCUCCCCCACAUGUGCACAAGACGUUGCUGAGACAGUCCGUCUUCUGGCCAGUGCUCAAGACCAGCAUGGCAAGCCAGUCCGGCUUGCUAUUCGAUCCGGCGGCCAUGCCGUCGACGCUGGGGCGGCAAACGUGGACCACGGCGUAACCAUCGAUCUGAGCCGCCUCAACACAAUCGAAGUCAGCGAGGACCGAAAGACGGUAUCCGUCGGCACCGGCACAAAAUGGGGACAAGUCUACGAUAAGCUAGACGCCAUCAGCCUCUCCGUCGCCGGUGGCCGGUCCGCCCCGGUGGGCGUGGGCGGCUUGACUAUCGGAGGUGGCAUCUCGUACUUUUCACCUCGAUUCGGAUGGACCUGUGACACCGUUACCAGUUUCCAAGUUGUGUUGGCGGACGGAUCCAUCGUGAAUGCCAACGAGACGGAGAACAAAGACAUUCUCAUCGCCCUGAGAGGCGGAGCCAACAAUUUCGGCGUGGUAACACGCAUUGACUUUGCUGCCUUCGAGCAGGGCCAACUCUGGGGCGGGUCUCUCUUCCACACCCUCGAGACCAUUGACGACAAUCUCAAGGCGUUUCAAGAUUUCGCCUCAGCUGAAGAUUAUGACGAAUACGCCAGUCUCAUCACCAGCUUCGGCUAUGCGGCCGGACGAGGCGCCGGCAUCGUCAAUAGCGUCGAGUAUACCAAGCCCGCGGAGAGCCUGCCCGUCUUUGAGCCGUUCCUUCAGAUUCCCAACGUGAUGAGCACAAUGCGGCUGGCUGGCAUGGGGGAAAUUUCCAGGGAGCAGGCGGCAUUUUCUCCAUAUGGCCUGCGCCAAUUUUCUCUUCAUACCACUCACGGUUCCAACUUGGAGGUGCUAAAAACCGUCUACUCUUGCUGGAAGAAAAGCCUCUCCGUCGUCGAAGAUGUUGCCAACAUCAUAUGGUCCAUCUCCCUCGAGCCUCUACCUCCAAUAUUCUACAAGAAAGCCGGCACAAACAACAGUCUAGGCCUCUCAGAUAGGAACAAGCCCCUUGUCAUUACUCUCUUGACGGCCAUGUGGACAGACGAGGCAGAUGAUGCCAAGGUGGAGAAGACAGCUCGCAAGAUGCUAGUCGACAUUGAAGCAAAGGCAAAAGAGCUUGGGGAGUAUGAUCCGUUUGUGUACGCCAACUACGCAGCGCCAUGGCAGGAUCCGAUUUCUAGCUAUGGGAAAGAGAGCAUAGAGAGGUUAAAGAAAGUUCGUGAGAGGGUUGAUCCUAAGGGUGUGUUUACACAUCGUGUUACGGGGGCGUUCAAGCUUCCGGCUUAAAGAUAGAAAUGAUAUAAAUUAAAGAUGUAUGAGUAGUGGUAAACUUUAUGAUUAAUGAAUAGCGUGGCAGGGUUUUUUUUCUAAAACAAUCAGCCGU